Tarenaya hassleriana is the source of this 754-nucleotide messenger RNA. Its product is annotated as probable methyltransferase PMT24. The coding region runs from base 42 to 428 and encodes 128 amino acids. The transcript is spliced from 2 exons. NCBI's taxonomy places the organism in Eukaryota, Viridiplantae, Streptophyta, Magnoliopsida, Brassicales, Cleomaceae. Gene Ontology annotation, cellular component: cytoplasm; trans-Golgi network; endosome. Gene Ontology annotation, molecular function: methyltransferase activity. The record is from RefSeq and is a predicted model, not a curated record.
CCAGAUUUGCUGCUGCGCUGAAGGAUCUGAAAUUGUGGGUGAUGAAUGUUGUCCCCAUUGACUCAGCAGAUACACUUCCGAUAAUAUAUGAACGUGGUUUGUUCGGAAUGUAUCACGACUGGUGUGAGUCAUUCAACACUUACCCCCGAACUUACGACCUUCUUCACGCCGAUCAUCUUUUCUCUGCCCUGAAGAAGAGGUGCAAUUUGAUAUCGGUUAUGGCUGAAGUCGAUAGGAUUCUCCGGCCACAGGGAACGUUCAUCGUUAGAGAUGAUGUUGAAACAGUAGGGGAAGUCGAAAGGAUGGCGAAAUCGAUGAAAUGGGAAGUAAGAAUGACGUACUCAAAAGACAACGAGGGUCUGCUUUCGGUUCAGAAGACGUUUUGGCGCCCCAAAGAGGCCGAGACAAUAAAAUCGGCGAUCGCCUAACAAGCAGAGGAUCGCCAGCAACUCUUCCUUCACUCAAAACCAUUCCAUUGGUUAUUACACAGUUUGGUAAGUUGGUUCUUCAAGAACAUCAUCAAAUUGGUUGUCACUUUUCCAUAGGUAAGAUUCUUUAUCCACUUGCAAUCUGAAGGAAAUUGUAUACAUAAUUCACCCAUGAAAGUGUAGAAGUCAAAAAGAAGCUUGCUUUGUAUCUCUCCAUCCAUAUGAAAACUCGUAAGAUAUUUUUGGAUUUUUUGUAUGAAUUUAGUGGAAGACAGAUUGUUAGUAAUGAUUCUAAUGAACGAUUUUUACGGAUCAUUAUUAAGGCA